AUGCUGGCAGCCAGAGCGUCGGCAGCGCGCGCUGCGUCGCGCAUCGCCCGUACUCGCACUUUUGCCACCGUCGUCGACAGCGCAGGCGUGAAGGUCGCGGCCGCGGACAACGGCGAGGCCACCUCCGCUGUCACCUUCAUCGUCAAGGCUGGCAGUCGCUUCGAGUCCAAACCCGGUGUCGCCCACGCUCUCAAAAACUACGCGUUCAAGAGCACGGACAAGCGUUCCAGCCUGGGCACGGUUCGGGAAGCCGAGCUCUACGGCGGUGUCCUCUCCUCAAGUCUCUCGAGGGAGCACCUUGCGAUCACUGCGGAGUUCCUGCGUGGGGAUGAGGCCUUCUUCGUUGACGUCCUCUCUUCCUACCUGACCUCGACGAAGUUCACCCGUUACGAGCUCACCGAGCUCGUUGCGCCGACCUGUGAGGCUGAGACGUCCGCCGCGCUCUCAAACCCCGCCACGCACGCCGUCGAGCUCGCGCACGCGCUCGCAUUCCGCAACGGCCUCGGCAACUCCAUCUUCGCGACUCCCGGCCACCACCUCACCGCGGACGACGUGCGCGCGUACGCGCAGUCCGUCUUCGGCUCGGGCAACGUCGCUGUCCUCGGCACUGGCAUCGACCCCGCCGCGCUCGAGAAGCUCCUCGAGAAGUCCCUUGGCAAGUUCGCCGCUGCGGCCUCACCAGCGUCGACUGCCUCGAAGUACUUCGGCGGCGAGACCCGCGUGGAUGCACACGGUGCGGCCGAGACUGUCUUUAUUGGCUUCGGUACGUCGGGCGCGCCCUCGGCCGAGCUCGCGGUCCUCGCAGCCCACCUUGACCCUACGCCCUCCGUGAAAUGGUCGAAGAGCACCUCGCCCAUCGCUGCGGGCAUCCCCGAGGGCUCCUCCGUGCAGGCUGUCUACCUUCCCUACUCCGACGCGUCGCUUUUCGGUCUGCUCGUCCAGGCCCCGACGACCGCCGCAGUCAAGGAGGCGGGCAAGGUGGCCGUCGCUGCUCUCCAGGCUGCGGGUAGCCUCAAGGGCGAGGAGCUCCAGAAGGCGAUCGCGAAGGCGAAGUUCAUCGCUGCCAGCGCUGUCGACGGCCGUGAUGGUCUCAUCUCGUCUCUUGGCCCGAAGGUCAGUAUUCUCUCCGGCACCUCUGCCUCCCUCAGCGAGGCUGUCUCUUCUCUGGAGAAGGUUGACGCCUCCGCAUUCUCGAAGGCGUCCGCAUCGCUCCUCAAGACGAAGCCGACCUUCGUCGCCGUCGGCGACGUCAAGUCUCUUCCUUACGCUGACGAGCUCGGGCUUUGA
This is a messenger RNA of Trametes versicolor FP-101664 SS1, 1287 nucleotides long. RefSeq names its product ubiquinol-cytochrome C reductase complex core protein 2. NCBI's taxonomy places the organism in Eukaryota, Fungi, Basidiomycota, Agaricomycetes, Polyporales, Polyporaceae. Gene Ontology annotation, cellular component: mitochondrion. Gene Ontology annotation, molecular function: metal ion binding. The transcript has 5 exons. Bases 1 to 1287 code for a protein of 428 amino acids. The record is from RefSeq and is a predicted model, not a curated record.